CUUCAUCUUAUCCAACCACCCGCCCCCUCCUCCUCAGCGAUGCCCUACGCCGGCCCCUCCGACGCUGGUUCGACCGCGACCGCGACCCGCCCCUCCUCCCACCGUCGCACCCGCUCCGCCUCCAACUUCUCCGACGAGCGUGGUCCCGGCGCGUUCGCCCCCCUCGGCCAGCUCCCCCGCCUCAACAAGAAGGCCGUCUUCCACCUCAACAACGACAAUGACGACGAUAACGCCAACGACGACGAGCCGAGACCCACAUAUCCCACCUAUACGAGCCCCUACUCCCCCAUCAACUCCCUCCGCCUGUCUAUGAACGCCGGCAAGUUCUCGCCUUCAAUAGACCCGCCCUCUCGUAUAGACAUCCCCCCGCUCGAGCCGCCGACUUCUGUUCCUUUCCCAACCUCUUCUCCCAUUUCCCCUUCCAGCGGUGCCUCUCCAUUUUUCAACAACUCUUUCCGCUUCUCCUCCAAGCCAUCCUCCCCAUCCCUCCCCCGCACACCGUCGACACCAAUCAUCCUUUCCAACGGCAAGCCGUUAAAGUCUUCUCUCAAGUCUUCCGCUUCGACCCCGAACAUUCUUGAUCUUCCGGUGAAACACAUUCGGACCCAGUCCGCGCCUGCGACGCCGAACACCAACAAGAAUGUGCACUUCGCCGAGAAGGACUCGGGACUCGAGACCGUGCGCGUGUACAACCGGACGGGCAAGCCCGCGUCGCUCUCCAAGCCCCCAGGUGAGGAGACCGAGACUGAGACCGAGGCAGAGAGCUCCUUCCCCUUCCCACUCCUCCCGUCCUCUCCUCUCACGGUCGCUCCCGCUGCGAUAAUGCAUGAGAUCGACCCGAGCCCCGACCGGUCGCAUCCGAUCCCGAAGACGAACCCGUCCCCGUACGCGAACGUGCUCCUCGAGACCCUCGCGCUCCCCCGCACGCGCCCGCCGACGCUCAGAGGCACGGUCCUCGUCCGGAAUAUUUCCUUCGAGAAGGUGGUGGCGGUGCGCUUCACGCUCGACGACUGGCAGACCACCAGCGAGGUGCUCUGCAAGCACGUCGUGAGCCUCCCCGGGCUCCCCCCGCCGUUCCCGCGCGCACGCACGAUGGGCGACGUCGCGGCGAACAUCGCGAGCGGCAACUCCGACGACGAGAAGGAGGCAGCCGGCCCGAGCUGGGAUCGCUUCAGCUUCACCAUCCGGUUAGAGGACUACGAGGCGAAGCUCGCCGACCGGACGCUGUACCUCGUCGUGCGGUACAACCCCGGCUGCGGCGGCGAGUGGUGGGACAACAACGACGAUAGGAACUACCGGGUCGGAUUCCGGCGCGCAUCUGCGUCGCCGCUUCCGUCGCCUUCGCUGUCGUCGCUCGGCAUGGUUCACUCGCAACAACGCACCUUCAGCGCCCCGAGUACGUUGAAGACGACCCCGACAACGGGCUCGGUCCCUCUACCGUUUGUUCCUUCACGGCAGAUGGCCAUGCCCUUGGCGCCUCAGCUCACCCGCAGCUUAUCGUCUCCCUUCCCGGCCAUGUCGCCCUCGUUCAACGAGGUGCAGGGUCAGUGGAAGGAGCGCGAGCAGGGCGACCGCCAGAAGAUGAGUGAGCACGGGCUCGGCUCACCCACCGCAGCGUAUCUCUCGAAGAAGCUGUCUUUGAGCAACUAUGUCGCACCUUCCACCUCGUCCGCCAUGGUCACCCCGCCGAUCACCCCUCCGGGCACCGUACGUAUGCGGAGUGCGAGCCUGCCCACCGAGGCGGGAAUGAGCGCGGACGAGCCUAAGCCGAGUCCACCCGCGGAAGAUAAGCCCAAGAGCGACGAGCACCCCGCCACUACUUCCAUUCCAGUUCAGCCUGCGAGCUUACCCGACUUCCACGGCCCUGCGCCGUCGUCGUGGGCAGGUCCCUCCUCGCCCAGUGCUUCAUCAUCGACUCCCCCCGCUGCAUCCACGCUUGCGUCGAUACCGGGCCCGUCGCCUGCCGCACUUGCCGCACAGGCACGGUCGUACAGGCCUACCUCGUACGGCUACCCCUUCCAGCAGCUCAUGAGCCCGCCACAGUCGAAGGACAGCAGUCCUGCGGGCAGCGGCAACGCGAGCCCCAGACGAGGCAGCCCCGAGCCCCGCAAGCUUUCUGCUCUCGGGCUCGAGGGACCCAUCGUCCGCUCAGAAUCUCCCGCGCCAGUGGUGAACGAGGAGGAGCGCAAGGCCGCUGCAGCAUUGAGCACGGCGGUGCGCGAGCUCGGAUUGAACGCUUCGCCCGGUACGUCGGCCAACGCCAACGCGCGGGUGGACACGAGCGACCCGAGCUACGCCGCGCUCUUGCGGCAAUGGUGCUUCGCGCAGAGUGCGCCGCCGGCCCCGGCCAGCGGCGGACAUGCCUCUCCUUCGGGCAGCCCGAGCCCGCGUAUUGCGUCGGCGGCGGCGGCGGCGGCGCUCGACGCGAUGGCGGCGGGGAGUGGAAACACGACGCCGAAGGUGGGGUUUGGGGCGGGGUCGGGAUACGGUUUCCCGGGGUUUAGCUUUGGGUUGCCUGACGCGGGCAUGGUUGGAGCACGAAUGCAGUAAUUCCGCACUACCGCGCCGGGCCAUAACGCCGCAACGCUGGCGUUUCGCCCAACGCGGAGCUCCUCGAUACCCACGUCGCGCGUCAUGUGAAGCCCGACGAGCUCAACCUCGACUUGCUUAACUUAUUUCCUGCUCGGACUCGUCUUCUUGUAUGCAACAUCCCCUCCUCUCGUCUCCGCCUACCCUCCCCCAAUCCCCCCACCCCGCCCCGGAUCUGAAUAUUGGCCGCCGCCGCUGUACGCACACGACACGCCUGCGCGGAUAACGCGCGACGCAGCAUGCACGGCUCCUAGAGCCGUUCGGCGCGGCACUAUCUAUUCCUAUCUGCCCCUUGAUUGUUGUACGCCUAACCAUAACGCUUUCUUGCCCGCAAAACCCCCCACCCCUCAACCCGAAAAUGCGACCGGUCGAUGCCCGCGAGCGAUGCGCUCGCGCCUGGUCCAACCCCUACCCCUUGUACAUUCACCCUAUGGACGGUGGCCUGCGCCACGUCUCAUUGCUUAUCCAUUUCUCCCCUCCCCUCCCCAUCUGCACAUGUUCUCCCAGGCACGAGCGCGUCGCACGCACAUAUACACGGACCACGGCGUGGCCGCGUCUCGUCUCCCGGUGUUGCUUACCACAGCCAUAGAAUUGUCCGUCGUCUCGUUAUCGCUCGCUCGCCCCCCGCUCCCGUCUCCCUCGCAAUCUCGCCCCCCUCCACCAUCUGCAUCACUUCUCACACAAGUCAUCGCCUUCGCCCUUCCACCCGCAAUCCCCCUAUCGCAUCGCGCCAUUUUCGCAAAACGGCCCGCUCCCACUACCCAUUUCCAUCCCUCCUACCACUUGAUCACUCUCACCGUCUGCUGGUUCUCGCUUGCCGCGGUGUACGAAUACGAUAGUCAUCCCGGGGUCCCGCGAGGGACAAUGCCGCGCGCGCCCCACUUCCGCUCUUUACAUUCAAGUCUCUUGUUUCCACACACACACACCUGUCGAAUAUCGCUUGGUUUACUUCACGCAUCGACCGCUCACGCCCCGAUCACGCAUCCAUCCACUCUGUACUCUAGCCUGCUACACAUGCAAUACGCUCCUCCUUCUCGUCGUACUCAC
Molecule: messenger RNA, 3636 nt
Organism: Trametes versicolor FP-101664 SS1
Lineage: Eukaryota; Fungi; Basidiomycota; Agaricomycetes; Polyporales; Polyporaceae
Exons: 3
Coding region: 40-2550 (836 amino acids)
Biological process (GO): regulation of glycogen biosynthetic process
Cellular component (GO): protein phosphatase type 1 complex
Molecular function (GO): glycogen binding; protein phosphatase 1 binding
Source: RefSeq, a predicted model, not a curated record